GCCACGUCCUGGUUGACGUCGGCAGUCAGGGCACUUCCGGAUUGCAGGCUAACAGGUUUUGAUUUUCACGGUGUCGAAGAGAAAAUCCGUGAAAACAGCGUGGUGAGCUCUUCUGAAUAAGGCGGUGGGAGCAGCAGAGGGUGGACGGCACCAUGAACGGCCAGCUUGACCUAAGUGGGAAGCUGAUCAUCAAAGCCCAGCUGGGCGACGACAUCAGACGCAUCCCCAUCCACAAUGAGGACAUCACCUAUGACGAGCUGGUGCUGAUGAUGCAGCGCGUCUUCCGGGGCAAGCUGCAGAGCAACGAUGAGGUCACCAUCAAAUAUAAGGAUGAAGAUGAUGACCUCAUCACAAUCUUUGACAGCUCUGACCUCUCCUUCGCCAUCCAGUGCAGUAGAAUACUCAAACUCACUUUGUUUGUGAACGGCCAGCCACGGCCCCUGGAGUCCAGUCAGGUUAAGUAUCUGCGCAGAGAGCUCAUUGAACUCCGGAACAAAGUCAACAGCCUGCUGGACAGCCUAGAGCCCCCUACAGAGCCUGGCCUGGUUGCCACGGCACCAGACAGUGAGUCAGUCGAUGGGCGUGAGGGGAAGGCAGUGGCAGUGGACCCAGUGGUUAAGCAGGCAACGCCAGUCAGUGCGGCGAGCAUGUCGGCCUUCGACCCCCUCAAGAACCAGGAUGAGGUUAACAAGAAUGUCAUCUCAGCCUUUGGCUUGAGCGAAGAACAGGUCCCAGCUCUCCCUGGGGUAGCAGCUGAGGAGCGCUCAGGGACCCCCGACAGCAUCGCCUCCUCUUCAUCUGCAGCCCCCCAGCCAGGUGUUCCCCCACAGCCCCAGGCUCCUUAUGCUGGGGUACAGCAGGGCCCCCCAGCAGCCAUGGACGGACAAGUGUACCAACAGUACCAGGCUCCAGGUGGAUACCCGCCACCUCAGCAACCUGCUGCCCCCCCACAGCAGCAGUACGGCAUGCAGUACCCUGCAGGAUACAGCCCCCAGCCUGGAGCGCCUCAGCCGGGACCCCCUCAACAGCAGCAGCAGCAAUUCCAGAACUACCCUCCCCCCUCCUCCCAGGCCCCUGCUCCGGGUCAGGCCCCCGCCCCAGGCUUCCAGGGUGGACAGCAGCAGCAGCCGCCUCCACCUCAGGGAGCUCAGCAAUAUCCUCCAGGAGCCUUCCCUCCCCAAAACUACACCUCCCAGGCUUCCCAGCCUGCCAACUAUAGCCUGCCCACCAGUUCCCAGCCUGGCCCAGGAUACCAGCACCGCACUGGCUACACCCCACCACCAGGAAACACCGUCACCCCACCACCAGGAGCGGCUAACCCUUAUGCCCGUAACCGUCCCCCCUACGGCCAGGGCUACACUCAGCCAGGACCCGGAUACCGGUAAAGAUAGGCUGCAGUGUUCCUGAUCCUCAUACAAAACCCAAACCUUACCUUUUGUGUUGCUCCAGCUCUGUUUUUGGAGUGAGUGCGGUAAACAUCUGGCCCAUUUCACAAAUAUGAAGUCCAAAUAUGAAACAAGCAGCCCUCCCCAAUCUUAUCAUUCAUGUUUGUAUGCUGUCUGUCUGACACAACGCUCUUUUUUUUUUUGGCCCCUCUUUGUUAAAGGCUUCUUUAUCCCCAUUCAUUCCACGUCGGUCAGCUUCCCAUCCUCUUGUGUCUGUCGUCGUAAAGUUGUAGUCAGUCUGUACGCACACACCUGGGAGACCAAAACAGGCUGUUGUACAAGCCCUUGUUAAAUGUGAUUUUGUUUGAUUCACGGCAACACUUAAUUUGGCUAGCAAAAAUCAGACUCCAUGUUGUGCAUCUAAUAUCAUGCCUGUCUACUAAGAUGGCGCAAAUGGAAGCAGCUAAGAUACCGUGCUGAGUUUGCUGACUACCUUUAGAUGCGUUAAUAACACACUAAAUGAAGUUUCCUGUUAAAAAAAAAUUAUUUUUUUUUGGCUGUUUUUGUCUAAUCAACCUUACCACCAUGUCGGUAUUAAUGAUGUGUCAAUGAAACUGCCCUCUGUUGGGAACACUAGUAGUGAUGGCUGACAGGAGAUGUAGAUCUCUUGUAUCCAGAAGGAUCCCUCUUUGUUUUAGCCUGGUAGAUCAUUUCCAAUAUGCAUAUCGCUAUGUCUGUCUCCUUUUCUCUUAUCACUGGUUUUUACUAAUAUAUCGGAUCAGAAAUCCCACCUUCAAGUAAUAUUAGUUGUUUAAAGUGUAACAUUUUUCGCUGAAACCCAAUAAACAAUUGCGACCCAGCUUGAAGUCCUUUGGUAUCUCUUGGUAUUUUCUCAACCUCUCUCUUUCCAUCUCUCAACACCUCCCUCACAUUGUGGUUUCUGAGUUCAUGUCUCGGUGUUGAGCUUGGUUUCCCAGUGCCCUCUCGCUCCCUUUCUCUCUCUUCCCCACCCGGAUUUGGAAAACUGUAGUAAUGCCCGUACUCCCAAUUUGUUUUUCGGCUGAGGGUUGUGGUUGGCAGGGGCGCGUGGCGAGGGAGUGUGUGGUCGGUUUUUCAUGUCAAGCUUUCACACUGACUGAGAAGAAGUGUGCACACGGGCUUUAUUAAAGAUAAUUUGGAGAAAUGUGUGGAGCAGAGCUCUUCGGAACAGUCUGUGCCAACCUAGAGUCAAAUUUCUUGGAUGUGUUGGUCUACAACUGAUGGUUUGAAAGUGC
Lampris incognitus (smalleye Pacific opah) is the source of this 2659-nucleotide messenger RNA. RefSeq names its product trafficking from ER to golgi regulator (gene tfg). The record is from RefSeq and is a predicted model, not a curated record. The transcript is spliced from 8 exons. Bases 153 to 1385 code for a protein of 410 amino acids. NCBI's taxonomy places the organism in Eukaryota, Metazoa, Chordata, Actinopteri, Lampriformes, Lampridae. Gene Ontology annotation, molecular function: identical protein binding. Gene Ontology annotation, cellular component: endoplasmic reticulum exit site. Gene Ontology annotation, biological process: endoplasmic reticulum to Golgi vesicle-mediated transport; COPII vesicle coat assembly.